This is a messenger RNA of Mugil cephalus (flathead mullet), 5146 nucleotides long. It is a transcript of the gene slc39a10, whose product is annotated as solute carrier family 39 member 10. Lineage: Eukaryota; Metazoa; Chordata; Actinopteri; Mugiliformes; Mugilidae. Gene Ontology annotation, biological process: intracellular zinc ion homeostasis; positive regulation of B cell receptor signaling pathway; zinc ion import across plasma membrane. The transcript has 11 exons. Bases 102 to 2963 code for a protein of 953 amino acids. The record is from RefSeq and is a predicted model, not a curated record. Gene Ontology annotation, cellular component: membrane. Gene Ontology annotation, molecular function: zinc ion transmembrane transporter activity.
AAGAAACGUCAGUGCUUUCUCGGGUGCAGUGCGCACAUUGCGCAGACUGUCCGCGUGCCCCCACCGGGACUCUACGGAAACUGCGCGAGGCGCGUUUGUGAAUGUGCUCAACUUUGGUAGCCUACGUAAGAGACCGGAUUUUUUUUUUUUUUGGUACCGAGCGGAGAGGAGAUGCACACGGCACUCGAGUGAGUGCCAGUUUCAGAAGAGUUGUCAAAGCCCCUGAUAUUGUUAGACCAGGACUGGGGGCCAAGCAGGAGGAAAAGCAUCUGCAGGGGACCAGAAGUGAGGGGACAAUGCGAGUCCACGUGCACACCAAGUUCUGCUUCCUGUGUGUGCUCACCUUUCUCUUCCAUCAGUGCAACCACUGCCACGGAGAAGAACACGGCCAUCAGCAUGCCGACCACGACCACGCCCACAACGACCUGCAAAUUUCUGAGGCUCCGUACGUGAGAGGAGCCACUGUGUCCCCGGUGUCCAACGGUCUCCCCGAGGACAGUCUCGAGGAGGAGCAACGCUUCUACAUCCAACAGCUGUUCAGGCGUUACGGUCAGAAGGGCCGGUUAGAUUUCCAGGGAUUUCAGAGUCUGCUUGAUAGCUUGGGCCUAGGAGAGGUGAAGAUGGUAGGUGUGGAUCACGAGGACCUGGGUCAUGACCAUGUAGCCCACCUAGACCUGUUGGAUGUGCAGGAGGGGCUACACUCACAUUCAUCCACCACUGAAGGCAAUGGCCACCAGCAUGAGCAUGGUCACUCACACCACAAGCCGGGUUUCCACCGUCCACACACAGACGGAGCUCCCACAGGCUGCAGCCAGACUACUGCUGCCAGCCCAGCUGUUGGUGCGCCUGCAAAACAUGAUCAUAAACAUGAACACGAUCAUGAACACAACCACGAUCACAACCAUGACCACGAUCACGACCAUGACCACGAUCACGACCAUGACCAUGAUCACAACCACGACCAUGAUCACAACCACGAUCACGAUCACAACCACGAUCACGAUCACAACCACGAUCACGAUCACAACCACGAUCACGAUCACAACCAUGACCAUAAUCACAACCACGAUCCCAACCAACGUCAUGAUCACAACCCUGACCACGAUCACAACCACGAUCACAACCACGAUCACGAUCACAACCACGAUCAUGACCAUGACCAUGGUCAUGACCAGGUACAGAUCCCUGCUACCAACAAGGAGCUGUCUUCUGAAACUCAUAAUGGCCACAGCGGUCACAACAGUGGUGAUCAUGAACAUGACCACGAUCACGGUGGUCCUCACGUGCAGCCAACCACAGAGAUCACUCCCGCCAAACAGGAACAGCUGCCCUCUACCCUCUUGGAGCCCUCCCAAGUCCCUGAGGGGCCACACUCAUCUCUUGCCCCAACAGAAACCCGGCCCAAGAAGCCCAGAAAGCCGGCGAGAGUUAGAGGAAAUCAAGGGCGAAAUAAAACUCCUUCCCCAUCUGAUAAUCACGACCACGACCAUGAUCACAAACAUGGACACAGCCAUUCUCAUAAAGAUAAGAGAGAAGCACCAGGACCACUAGCAGUACCCACUCUCCCAGUCCCUGAUCCUGGUCACCCAGGUGGAUUGUCACAUCAGCACGAGGAGUGUUUGAACGUUACUCAGCUCCUCGCCCACUACGGCCUGAGUCCUGACUCGCUCAUCUCGCCCAGCCAGUUCACCUAUCUGUGUCCCGCGUUGCUCUACCAGAUAGAUAGUCGUGUCUGCAUCCUUCAUUACCACCACGUGGAUGUUGAGCAGGAAGCCAUGGAACCUGUCAGUACUGUGUGGGUGUGGUUGUGGGGCUUUGUGUCCAUCACCAUCAUCAGCCUGCUGUCUCUGCUGGGGGUGGUGCUCGUGCCCAUCCUCAACCAGUCCUGCUUCAAGUUCCUGCUCACCUUCCUGGUAGCGCUGGCAGUGGGGACGCUCAGCGGCGACGCUCUCCUUCACCUGCUGCCUCACUCUCAAGGGGCUCACGACCACAGUGAACACGGGUCAAGCCACAGCGGUGAUCUGGUAACAGCCUUUGAUGGAGUGUGGAAAGGUCUCACAGCCUUGGCUGGCAUCUACCUCCUCUUCAUUAUUGAACACUGCAUUGGCAUGUUUAAGCACUACAAGGACCAAAAGGGCAUGAAGAAGGUGAACGAGGAGGGAAAGAUUGGCAGGAAGUUGUCGGAUCACAAGUUAAAUCGGCGCUCUGAUGCAGAGUGGCUGCACCUAAAGCCACUCAGUGAAGACCCUGACAGCACAGUCAUUUCCUGCGACAAUGGUCACAACGACACGCAGCUCACUGAGCUCCAGACACCGGAAUCUCCCAGCAACAAGACGCCGCUGGCAGCCACAGACCCUCACUCGUCUCCCACCAAGGAGAAUGGACGGAAAGCCAAGAAGCACGGCCAUGGACACGGACACUCUCACGGAGGAAACUGCCACUCGGAUCAGGAGAUGAAGGACGCCGGCAUAGCCAGCAUUGCCUGGAUGGUCAUCAUGGGAGACGGCAUGCACAACUUUAGCGACGGCCUCGCUAUAGGUGCAGCAUUUAGCGCAAAUGUGACGGGAGGCAUCAGCACGUCAGUGGCUGUUUUCUGCCACGAAUUACCUCAUGAACUCGGUGACUUUGCGGUGCUGCUGAAAGCCGGGAUGUCAGUGAAGCAGGCCAUCGUCUACAACCUGCUGUCUGCCCUCAUGGCCUACGUCGGCAUGAUGAUCGGCACCGCUGUGGGCCAGUACACGCACAACGUCACCAGCUGGAUCUUCGCCAUCACAGCUGGCAUGUUCCUGUAUGUGGCUCUGGUGGAUAUGCUGCCCGAGAUGCUUCACGGGGACAGCGAGGAGCACAAGCGCUGCCAGCUGGGACACUUCGUCCUUCAGAACCUGGGCUUGCUGACCGGGUUCGGCAUCAUGCUGCUCAUCGCCAUCUUCGAAGACCAGAUCGUCUUUGAUUUCGGCUUUUGACGGAGGGAGUGAAGGAGGGGAGAAGCAGGUGGAUCAGUGUUGUCCUUCUCGGCCUUAACAUGCUUUGUUUGCAACGUAACGGCCCAGUCUUGCAUGCGAUGUGCAUCGUGUUCACGGCCCGUGCCUCAUUCAUUCAAACCACAUCCCACCAUUCUGCUAGUGAUGUUUACACUGUGCUCCUCCGUCACCCUCUCCUGUCAUUUCCAAUGACAGAAGAAUGUAUCUGUGGCCGACCAGAGCACACAUCCUGGUCCUCUGAACCAGUAAACCCAUCCUAAAAAAAUCUGGUGAGGUGGGAGCAGCGUCCCUGCAGAGAGACAGCUGUCACGGUCCAGCUGCUCACCACCCAUUUAUCGUCAUCUUGUGUUAGUGUGUUGUCGUCGUGUGCCCCCCUCCUCCUCCUCCUCCUCCUCCUCCUCCACCUCCACCUCCACCUCCACCUUCCUUGUGUGUCAUCCAGUCUGUGCUGUGUCCCAUCAUCCAUGUCUCAUCAGUCUGUGCUGUGUUCCACCUGCCAUCCAUCCAUCCAUCCCCUCUAUGCCAAGCCCCGGCCACUGGAGCAGCCCCCACAGCUGCACCGUCCCCCUCGUCCCACGCUGUCCUCAAAGAUGCUCGGCUCCGUUCGCGAGCUGCUAGAGCCAGAAGGAACCUUUCAGCUAAUGUCACUUCACCUGCAGGAUGUGUCAACAGCUUCUAUGCUGCAGUGUCAAAAUAGAAAAGCGUUCCCCUGACUCCGCUGGUCUGAAUGCCAGUUUUCCUCCGUUUUUCCCUUAGUUUUGUUAUUAGCGUUUUUUGCGAACUAUUAAACCUUCGUAGCUGAUAGUGAUAACUGCUGCUAACACAGCUGCCAAAGUGUUCACAAAUGAACAUUUACAGUAAUCAGUGUUUUUUAUGUUUAGGAACUAGAUGUCGCAAAUAUCUGACCAAUUUCUUUUGUAAAGGUUUGACUAUCUGUAGCCAAAAGACAUAUUUUUGUGAGGCCUUUGUCUGAUCUUUCUUUGUAAGGAUUCAAAAUGUGAAUUCAGAUGGAGUCGUCAUUCUUCUUUAAAGUCUUUACCUCUUUUGAGUUCCUAAAAGGUACUCUGACCAACCGGACAGUAGGAGGAUCAGUUGACACAUCAUUGCUGAUUUUUUUGUUUUGUUUUUACUUCCUGUAAAUACAUGAGGUCUCGAUAGCGUCAGUAGUUAUAGAAAUAAAAGCUAACUUUUUUGUUCCCGCUAAUAUUUUCAAGGUACUUUUGUCAAAGAAUGAAUUCUCAUCCUGACAAUCUGAGAUAGACAAAGCAAGAGAAGCACAAACAUUCCUGAAUGUUUCUGGGGUGUACUUCAUAGUCGCUCUGCUGCCUGUGCCGGAAGUGGCCACAGUGUGGAUUCUCAGUGGCUGGUGCUUGAUGCCGCCCUUAAUCCCCCCCCCCCCCCCCCCGAAGCCCCGCCCCCACCCUCACAUUCCAUUGGCUGUUCUGCGGCUCACGUGCUAAAGCUACCUGACCGAGCUUCAGCUGCUGGAGCACACAAAUGUGUGUGACUUCAUUUAUCCUGUCACUGUGUGACAUCCAUUGUCUGUGUCUUAACUGGCUGGAAGUCAUCGUCAGUCACGUUGAACUCAUGUCAUUGAUCUGACUCAAUCAUGCAUGUAGCAUGAGUGAAACGGUACAGACAUUGUGUUGAGUGUAAAGUUUUCAUUCUUUGUACUGCCAUGUUGAAAAGUUUUGUUACUUUUUAAAUUAUCUGUGCGUGAAGAUUGUGGGAGAUUCUUUGGGGUGUAGUGUGACAUAAAGGUACGAGCCUGUAUUUGUUUUCUAAAAGAAAAUGAUGGAGUUGUGGGAGCAUGUAAGUUAUCAUCAUCAUGUCGUAUCUUUUUACUUUUGCUCCUGUUUAAUGAGCUGAAUGUAAGUGAAGCUCUUUGAUAAGAUGAGUUCACAUCUCUCCAGUUGUUUCCCAUUUCAUUUCAUGUGCUCGCUAUGUUUCUGGGUCUUUUAAAAUAAAAUCUGAGUGAGACACAGUGACACUAUACCCCAAAGCUUCCCUACCUGUUUAUUGGGAAAACCCCUGCAAAAUGAAAGUCCAUGAUCAUGUUUGCUUUGUACAUUUUUUUUGUGAUCUGGAUAUAAAAUGCGACAUCUUGCUGUUUGCCUGUCUGUGCAUUGUCCCCAUUACAAAAGAAGAAUAAAGCCUUGAAAGAU